UACCCAUAGUACAUCCGUGAUCAGAUGAACAUGGCGCAGGGGAAAUGGGCCGUUGUUGGAUUGUAAACAUUUCUAAACAAGAGGAAAUUUUGGAAUAAGAUCGACAUCGUGUCAUGCACGUGUGAAAUGGUCUCAAUCUCGAUAUACUGGAUCACUUCUGCUUCAUUGAUGACUACGAGGCGACCGAUUGAGUGCAGCAAAUCCAAUUGCAUUCAUAAACAUUUCUAUAGGACUUCAAACCCCUGAGCAUUCAUUUUUUUGGGAUAUUUGAACAAAAAUCCUUGUUUUUAUCGUGGAUAACAUCUUCGCACGACCAAAUGGCUGCAGCUGGAAACGCGAAAAGGUGUAAUGAUUUGCCCCGAGGCGUUGAAAGGUUAAAAGAGGAGCACAGAAAGGUGGUGAAAGAUUGCAGAAGUAAAAUCGAGCAUUGGAAAAAAGUGGAAAAAGACUAUGAAUCUCUCCAGGAGCGUCUCAAGACCCUGCCUGACAAGUUGUCUUACGAUAUUAUGGUUCCAUUUGGUCCCUUGGCAUUCAUGCCUGGAAAGCUAGUUCACACUAAUGAGUUAACAGUUCUCCUUGGAGAUAACUGGUUUGCCAAGUGUUCUGCCAAGCAGGCUGAUGCUCUUGUGGAACACAGGAAGACACAUGUGAACAAAACACUUGAUGACUUACAGAAAGUAAUGAAAAACUUUCAAAACAGGGCUGACUUCACAGAUGAUCUCGAAAAAUUGUCCAGCGCGACUGAUGGUACUGGAGAUUUUGUAGACAUUAGAGAAGAGGUGGUCAAUGAGGAAGAAGUUACCAAAGGAAAGCAUCGAUUGGCCCUCAAACCCAACUCAAAACCCAAGCAGGAGUAUUUACUGGAGCUGCAACAAGUAAAGGAUGAUGGAGAGGUAAAGAAAGGGCCGUCUGAGGAAGAGCUGUGGGCUCGACUUGAUGAAUUGGAGCUUCAAGAGGAAAUGCAGGAUGAAAGAUACAGAUUGGACAGCACAGACACUAAUGGAGAAGACACCACUUCCUCUUCCUCCGAAGAGGAGAAGGAAGCAGAUUGUAGCAACAGUGUCCAGCUUAAUGGUCAUCAGGAGGAGAAUGGAUGGGGACCCACAUCUCAGACGAACAGUAGUAUAGUCCCACAACCUGAGGUGGACGAAGAGAACGAGUGUGAGGAGGAAACAGGAAACAGUCUUCCCACAAUCUACUUUUCUCAUACUGUGGAACCCAAAAAGGUUAGAAUCAACACAGGAAAGAACACAACUCUUAAGUUCAGCGAGAGAAAAGAGCAAAAGGAACAGGCCAAACGGAAAAAGAAGAGCGGCAAAAGUAAUGGCCAUUCUCCUCAUGAAAGUUACAAGUUCACAACCCCAGCAGACAUUUAUAGGGUGUUUGUGGACUUGGUGAAUGGAGAGCUGAUGCCACGGAAGUCUAUUUUAAAGUCACGCAGCCGUGAGAACAGCGUGUGCAGCGACACCAGCGAGAGCAGCACAGCCGACUUCGAAGAGAGACGUGCUGCUUUCGGCCGCACGAUGAGCCACGAUGAAGCCACACACAGUGACACCAGUGAUGGCAUUACAGAGGAGGAGAGCCCCACGGGCAUGAGCCCACGCUCCAACGGGCACUUUGAGGCUUUUACAGGCACAGUGAUUGAAAAGGAUCCCAUGCCUUCCUCAAUUCCACAUCUAACAAUCGCCCCUCCUGCUCUACCCACAAUUCCUGAGAGAAAGCUGGAGGAGCUGGGUCCAGAAGUGCCUCAGGAGCCACCCAAGAGGAUGUCCAAAUUUAAAGCUACGCGGUUGCAGCAGAAAUGAGAGCUAAUAUUGCCAGGUCCCAGCUAUUCUGUUUUUGAAGUCCUUUUUGUGCAUCUGUAACAUUUAUGGACUGGAAACAUGGUGUUCGGUUUACUCCCUAAUUCUUUCUUGAGCUACACUGUUGUCAGUUAAUGCAUAAUGUGUUUUUCAUUCAGAUACUGAAGCUUAAUUUGGUCUGUAAGUGCAAUAACAAUAUAAUACAAUUUGACAUACAGAUUGUUUCCUCUGUUUUUAGCGGCAUAUUUAGCUACCUUUGGGGUAUAUUCGUUUAGAUAAAUAUAAAAUAUAGAAAUGGCGAAAUUAUGUCAUUGAUUUAAUAGAUAAUGUGAAAUGUAUGAAAACGUGGCUUUUUGAGUUGAUGGUCAUGUUAAUUCAUGAAAUUAUGCUCUGACCCACCUUGGCAGUGAUAUAGCCACCAGUUUCUGUCAGCUUUAAAAAGUAUUUUUUAUCCCGUAUGAGCUUUUCCUUUAGCUCUUUAUCAUCUUUUCUACAGUUUUGAAUUGUUUUCUGUCUAGUGUUUUGAUUUAAGACCGUAUAGAUGUGCAUCAUCCUUUUUGUGACUGUAAAAGUAUAACUGAAAGGGAUACAAAAAAUAAACGGUUGACCAUAGAGUUUGAUGUAUGCUGUUAAGAGACUUAUCUGGAGCUAUGAAUGACCAGCAUCUGGUUAGGUUUAGUUCUAUUCUGUUCUGUUUUAUUCUAUUCUAUUUUAUUAUUGAUGCAACUCUUUUUCUGGUGUGUUGUUCAGUCUGAGCCAGUAGAUGGCAGUAAAGCUCAAUUUAUGUUUCGGCGUUAACGACACUAGCUGACAGAAAUUCGUUGGGACAAAAAACUGAUAAGCUUGACAUACUUAUCGAGAUUUACCUAAACAAACAUUAAAAAAUUAAAUGUAAAAACCAAACAUUAAAAAAUAUUUUUUAUAAGUAUUUAUAAUAUAAUUUAUAAAUUUAGGCCGUGCUGGACAUGGCCGAUAUUCACUGCGGCGACUCCAGUUGAGAAAAGCCAUAAAUGCUACUAUAUUUAUGUAUGACGUGCAUAGCGCUUGAAAGCUAUUACGUGGAUAAAAUAUGAUUUUAUUCCAUUUUGAGGUGGAAGUAUUACCCCAUUUCCAGCCCCGCAUUUGGGUUUAGGAUUUACCCUUGUUACUCAAAAUAAAAGAGUAUUGGAAGUUACAACUAAUUAGAAACCGAUAUUAAGCUUACAUGUAAAUGUAAAGAUUUGUUCAAUGUGCUGUUUUAUAAGUUGCGCCAGACCACGCCCCUUUGAUUCCUCUUGUAGUGAACGAAGUCGCUAUACAGCAGCGACGCGUCAUCGUCACUGGUAAGAAAAUUAAAUUUACACCAAACCUGAACAAUGCAUUCAAUGCACAGCUACACAUCCUGUCUGACAACGUCAGCUUCUUGCUUCCUUGUCGUAAAAUGAUUGACAGGCAGAAAUGCCAAGAUAUCCGACCGUGUCCAGCGCUGUAAGAAAAGGGUUUUUUAGGACACCUAGAGAUAUUUGCCAGACAAUGGGGACAUUCUGCUCUCCAGUAGAAAAAAACAUUUACAACACCUUUCAAAUGAAGCUGGAAGCCAAGUUAGUUCAUGAAUUUGCUUUAAUUCAUAUGAUAUGUCAUGAAACCAUUCAUAUCACCUACAAGUUUGCUCUGUUUUCAGGGCAACAAUAUAAUGUUAAAUAGUAAAGAGCAAGGUGACUUCAAAUGCCUCAUUAUUACUUUUGAGCUGUUGCAAGUAGCACUGCCUCCACCAAUGCCUUUGCUCCUGUAUCAGUCACUUGAGUUUGACUGCAGACUUAUCCAUCAGCACAUUGACAUUUGGACUUGGACAGGUUCUGAGUCAGCAGCUGGACUGAUCGCAGCGUAGUCCAUUCAAUUAAUUUCUGUCUAGGAAGAUUGAAUGUUAAACUCGAACAUUUUUUAAAGCAUGAUCUUCAUGGAGAAGCUUUCAUUUAGCAUUCCCAUUAAUCUCAAUAGCAGUUGCUUGGCUAGCGCCCCCUCGGAAGUACGCAGUUCAAAAUCUGCCAUCUUAGCUCAUGGCCACCCAUUUCACAAUGGUCACUUUGGAAUCAACAAAAAUAUUAAGUUUUACUAGCAACUAUACUUAGUUUUUGUUUCAAGUGUUUCUGUCUCUUAAUUGGUAGAACAUUACAUUUGCAGUGCAGAGGUCACGGGUUCAAUCGUAGGGCACAAGUCGCUUUGGAUAAAAGAAUCUGCCAAGUGCAUAAAUAUAAAUAUACUGUGAAAACAUACAGCCAUGAAAAAAAUUAAGAUACCAUUUCAAAAUUAUUUUUAGAAUUUACUAUUUAUAGGUAUAUGUUUAGGUAAAAUGAUCAUUUUUGUUUCAUACUGUUAACUACUAACAAUAUUUCUCCCAAAUUUCAAAUAAAAAAGAUUGUUUUGAUUUGCAUUUAUUUGAAGAAAAUGAAAACUCGAGAAACAGGUAAAAAUAACAGAAAAGAUACUCUGUAUUUUUUUAGACCUCAGAUACUGCUAAGAAAAGUUCAUGUUCACUUUAAAGCAAUAUAACAGUAAUAUUUGUAAAUGUAUUUACGAAAAGUUAUUGCAAGUUGUUAUUUUACGUGAUAACCUAGACAAUUAUUAUCACAGUUUUCAUUUGUCUUGUCAUGCUGUCAGUCUUUUAUAUUGCUGUUGGAUGACCUGAGGUUUGAUUUUGUUAACAUUCAACAUUGGACUGGAAUGGCCACAACACAUCUAG
Molecule: messenger RNA, 4521 nt
Organism: Triplophysa rosa
Lineage: Eukaryota; Metazoa; Chordata; Actinopteri; Cypriniformes; Nemacheilidae
Gene: uri1
Product: URI1 prefoldin like chaperone
Exons: 11
Coding region: 318-1805 (495 amino acids)
Biological process (GO): negative regulation of phosphatase activity; negative regulation of transcription by RNA polymerase II
Molecular function (GO): chromatin binding; phosphatase inhibitor activity; transcription corepressor activity
Source: RefSeq, a predicted model, not a curated record